AUGAGAAACUACAAACGGAAAACCGAACGAGGCAAAGUUUCGAUUGACUUGCUGCAGCGGGCAGCUGAUGCUGUUAUUAGAGAUGGUCGUAAGCUUAAGACGGUCGCUCGAGAACUGGAAAUAUGCCACAUGACGUUAUUUCGUUAUGUCAAAAAGUUGAAGGCCGGUUUAACACCCACUGUAGGCUAUUAUUCCAGACAGGUGUUCAACCAUGACCAGGAGAAGACAUUAGCCGAGUAUUUGUUGAAGUGUGCUUCAAUCUACUUUGGCCUCUUGCCAGAAGAAGUAAGGAAAUUGGCAUAUACUUGUGCUAUUAAAUUUGACAUGCAUAACAUUCCUGCCUCUUGA
Molecule: messenger RNA, 348 nt
Organism: Acanthoscelides obtectus
Lineage: Eukaryota; Metazoa; Arthropoda; Insecta; Coleoptera; Chrysomelidae
Source: the annotation of a GenBank genome assembly